Centropristis striata (black sea bass) is the source of this 1633-nucleotide messenger RNA. RefSeq names its product FKBP prolyl isomerase like (gene fkbpl). Gene Ontology annotation, molecular function: protein binding. Bases 392 to 1522 code for a protein of 376 amino acids. The record is from RefSeq and is a predicted model, not a curated record. The transcript has 6 exons. Lineage: Eukaryota; Metazoa; Chordata; Actinopteri; Perciformes; Serranidae.
AAAGCUAAAGUUAGCAGCGUUCAAGUUUGGCACAGAUGAUGCGAGUUAAGCUUAUAAACAACAUAAGAUAACUAGGUGUAUUGGCAGACACACGAUGCUCAGAGUGAGAGCUGCGCCUGUACUGAAGUGUCCCAUUGAGUUUCCUGAAGUGGACUUAUCUCCUACCAUCCCUUCUCGCUUUUGACUCUUUCCUGGACCCAGACAGGGCUGAGCGCCACACUCAUCCUGCCCUCCUCACACCGGAGAGGCCUCUCUCUUCUGGCUCAGUCCCACACUCAAAGCAGAGUGCUGCAUGAAUCUCAAGGGCAGACGCCUUGCGUUUCCAGUGUUAUGGCAUCAGUUUGUCCAAUCAAGCCUGAACGUCCUGUUUUAAGCCUGGGCAAGGAAAGGGAUGGAUCCAGGUCAGUAUUUUGAAGAGCUGCAAGGCACUGAAGAUGAUGAUGGCGUCGGUGUCACCUCCUGGGUUUCAGUGUGUCCAAGAGGUCUCUGGAAAGUCCAGAAAAAGCGAACACACAAAGGCAAUCAACAGACUGUUUUUAACUCUGGAGAUGGUGCAUCAUGUUCAUCCAGAUACUAUCCAAGAUUGGGUUCACUGUGCCAAGUCCAAGUCCAACUCCAAGCUAACAUGGAUGAAACGGAGAGUUUAGGAUCUGAAAAGGGAAAUGAGAAACUAUCAGUCCAACCUGACCAAUCAGUGACUGAGGUUACUGAAGCAAAGGCCACCGCCUUCCCAAGGUGUCAGGAUUCUGUGCUGCAGGUCCCGCUGGGUGACUGGACAACACUGAGGCUCGGUGAGGGUCAGUGCGACAUCACAGAAGCAUGUGUGGAGGGGAUGAGAGUGGGAGAGAAAUGUGAGAUUUUGAUCUCUCCAGUGGGACCAGAUGUCUCUGUUCCACGUGCUUCUGAGGAAAACCUGCCUUUUAGUGCCACAGUUGAACUCAGAGCUUUCACACCAGGCCAGGAAUCUUGGCAGAUGCCUCCUGGUGAGAAGUGGCAGUGGGUGAAGUCACACAAAGGGAGGGGUGGUGUGAGAUUCAGGAGUGGGGAUGUGUGGGGAGCAGCAGACAGCUAUAGCCGGGCCCUCAAACUCCUCAUCACACUCCAUGUUCAUGUCAGAGAAGAGGAGAAGAAAGGCGAAGAGCAAGAUACGGAGGAGCAGAGAGAUCCAGACGCUGAUGAUAAAACACAGCAACUUCCUUCAGCUAAUGAAUUCAAAACUAGCAAAGCAGAACUUCACUCAAACCUGUCCUUGUGUCAGCUCAAACUAAACCAACCGGAGCGGGCAAAGGCCAGUGCGGCCAAAGCCACUCAGCUUGAACCGGGGGGAACUAAAGCGUGGUACCGAAUGGGCCAAGCCUGCCAGAUGUUGAAUGAGCUGGAGGAAGCCAGGCAGGCAUUUAGGAAACUACUGGAGCUGCAGCCUGAAUCACCUGCUGCUUUGAAGGCACUGAAAGACAUAGCAAGAAGAGAGAAAGAGAGAAAUGCACAAUUGGGACUUAGACUCAGCAAAAUGUUCAGCUGAAGUAUGAAAAUUAUCUGUAGAAUGGUAUGGUUCUUCUCAUGAAUCACUAAAUGGAUUUUGCAUCUAAAACUACUGUCAUCUCAAAAGUAAAAACAUUGCUCUGUGAAAGCA